Molecule: messenger RNA, 2051 nt
Organism: Uranotaenia lowii
Lineage: Eukaryota; Metazoa; Arthropoda; Insecta; Diptera; Culicidae
Product: alanine--glyoxylate aminotransferase 2-like
Exons: 7
Coding region: 443-1894 (483 amino acids)
Cellular component (GO): mitochondrion
Molecular function (GO): transaminase activity; pyridoxal phosphate binding
Source: RefSeq, a predicted model, not a curated record
UACAAAUAGUGGCGUGCCUCCAACGGCUUGGCUCAGUUUGAAGUUAUCAUUUCGGUGUAUAACAUCAAUCUCGGUCGGUCAGGCAGGAUCUAGGUCUCGGGGAUCGUGUCCGAUGUCGAAGGGUCCUUGCCAACUUUAGCGGGAUACAAUUCAUUUCGCUGAAAAGUGUUAAGUAGUUACAUAUCCUUGCCGUGUUGUCGCCUGAAGCGUGAGUGUGAGAUCUUCGCGUUUGUUUUGUGAUUCUGGCGAAAUUUGGCACGUGCGCAUUUAUCGGUACACAGACAGGUUGUCACCCCGGUUCGUUUUGAAGGACAAAGAAAAGGAAACCGACUGGCGGCGUAAAAAUAAAAAUCCUAUCUUGAAAUUGGGUUGAGUGUGUUGCCAGCUUACAAAAGCUAUCUGAUUAUCUUCCGUAAUCGCUUAUCGCCGAGAUUUUAUCAUCAUGGAGGUCAAGGAGGAUAUGCCCAAAGCUGAUACCAUCAAACUGAGAAACAAACAUAUCGGAAAAUCCUGCCAGCUGUUCUACCGUUCGGAUCCGUUGAAAAUAGUUCGCGGCCAGGGCCAGUACAUGUACGAUGAAGAGGGUACCCGCUAUCUGGACUGUAUCAAUAACGUCGCACAUGUCGGUCACUGUCACCCGAAGGUUGUGGAAGCCGGCGCCCGGCAGAUCGCCACCUUAUCCACCAACAACCGCUUCCUGCACGAUGAGCUGGUUAAGUGUGCCCAGACGUUGGCCGAUAAGAUGCCCGGCAACCUGUCAGUGUGCUACUUCGUAAACUCGGGCUCGGAGGCCAACGAUCUGGCCCUGAGGCUGGCCCGGCAGCACACCAAGCGCCACGACGUGAUCACCCUCGAUCACGCUUAUCACGGUCAUGUAUCCGCAGUUAUGGAGAUAUCUCCGUACAAGUUCAAUCAACCCGGUGGAGAUCCGAAACCGGACUUUGUACACGUCGCUCCUUGUCCGGAUGUUUAUCGCGGGAAGUACCGGGAUUGCGAUUUCCCGGAGGGCGUAGACCUAGGUCAGCUAUACGCCGAUGAGGUUACGGGUCUCAUUGAGCGCAGUCCCAGUGGUAUUGCAGCUUUCAUCGCGGAGAGCCUCCAGAGCUGCGGUGGCCAGAUCAUUCCUCCCAAAGAUUACUUCAAAAAAGUAUAUCAAAUCGUCCGUGCAGCCGGCGGUGUGACCAUUGCCGAUGAGGUCCAGGUAGGUUUCGGGCGUAUCGGAACGCACUACUGGGCCUUUGAACCUCACGAUGUAGUGCCAGAUAUUGUAACGGUGGCAAAACCGAUGGGCAACGGACAUCCCGUGGGGGCUGUGGUGACCACACCGGAAAUUGCCGAGAGCUUUGCCUCAACUGGUGUAUGCUACUUCAAUACAUACGGUGGAAAUCCCGUAUCUUGCGCCAUCGCGAACGCCGUAAUGCGUGUGAUCGACGAAGAAAGGCUCCAAGAGAACGCUCUGCAGGUCGGAAACUAUUUACUGGAGCAGUGCCGAGCGCUACGCUUCGAGUACGAGGUGGUUGGCGACGUUAGGGGAACGGGUUUGUUCGUCGGUAUCGAGCUGGUGUCGAAUCGCAAAGCUCGUACCCCGGCCACCGGUUUGGCGCGCGCCGUCGUCAGUCGGAUGAAGACUGUGCACAAAAUUUUGGUUAGCAGUGACGGUCCCGACGAUAAUGUGGUGAAGCUAAAACCGCCGAUGGUUUUCAAUGCGGAAAAUGCCGAUAUGUUCCUGUACGGAUUCAGGGAAUGUUUGACGUAUUUCGAAAAUCAAGGAAAAUCUCAACAAAAUGGAACAGAAUCCCGCUCAACGGUUCCAACACCGGCGACCGGAGGAAUGUGUAGUUUUGCCAAUGGCGCUAUCAGUGAAAAGCGAGACAAGCUUAUUAAAUCGGUAUGAGUUUAAAAACACCAUGUAAUAAUACUGAUUAAUAUCGGAUAAAAAUUAUAACUUAUAUACUUAUUUGUUUUAAAAAUAGGUUUUACGAAAUAACCGUAUGUUUUAGAAAUAUAACGUAUAAAAAUAUACUUCGGGAAUAAAAUACCUUUGAUCUUUA